Durusdinium trenchii is the source of this 990-nucleotide messenger RNA. The record is from the annotation of a GenBank genome assembly. Lineage: Eukaryota; Dinophyceae; Suessiales; Symbiodiniaceae.
AUGAUGAUCUCCAGUGUCCACGCUGGUCCUCCACCGUGCCGUCUCAUUCGACCACAUGCUUUGGAUUCUUCGCACUUCACCUUCCAAAAAAUUCGCCUGUCGGCAACUUCAGGAGCUCAAAGCCGCAAGCGUCGUAUUCCCAUAGCAAUCAUGGUGGAUGCAGCAGCUUGGUUCUUUCUGCGCUUCUUCACGAUUGUGGUGCUCGGAGUGCCUGUGCAAUCUAUAUUGAAACAUCCGAAGAGUAUGGAUGCACCUUGGAUUUGGUCUUUCUGGUUCCGUCUACCCAUCGUUGUGGGUUUUGGAUAUGGAAUCUAUCCAUGGUGGUCUUCAAGAUGCAGAGAGAUCUUUCAACCAACGGGAGAUCUGCUUUCAGGGGUGUCUACCGUCUUUGCACCCUUAACGGCGCUGCUUUAUGCCGCAUUGGCAGGCUAUGCAGUUGUGUCUUUGUGGAGCAGGCUUGAGAAGGUUCGCUCCUCACUGCACCAGGAAUUUGCACUGCUCGAAAUACUGGAGAAGAGAAUUCCGAAGGAUGAUGCAAAGUUAAAGAAGCACUUUCAAGAUCAUGUCGAUGGGGUCGAACAGUAUGAAGUUCAACGGGGUGUUCCAGCACCAUCUCGAUUCAAUCAUUUGGCAGAACUAGCAGCUGCACCGGCUUUGGCGGACGUAGUUGCACAGCAAGAGAUCCGAGAAAUUGCCAAGGUUCGAGCAGAACGUCGGGCAGCAGAAGACAUUUGUUUCCCAACAGUUGUUUGGGCCAGCUUGCGGCUGCUCACAGUGUUGCUUCUGACAGCCUUCGCGCUGCUAUCGGGUCGAUCUGGCUCUGUUGCAGGACAAGGAGAGCGCAUCCUCUUCUCGCUCCUAGUAGUGGUGUUGUUUUGGGUGAACCACCUUUGUCGAGAUCUUGUGGACCUUUGUGGAGGAGACUUUCAAUUGGACGUGGACGAGUUGAGACGAGAUGCUGGACUCUUUCGGCGGCGUCAACUUGCAUGA